AUGUCGACAACCCUCCCCCGCACAGUCCUCGCUUACCAGACAAACGCAAAACUAUACACCCUCUCGACGCUCGUCCAAGCGGUCACACCCUUCCCCCAACUAGCGGAAGCCUCGCAACAGGUGUUCAAGACGGCCAGCCCCACGGAUCAAGACUCCGUGGUCGUCACACAGGAGACCAUCUUCCACCCUCAAGGCGGCGGCCAACCGUCGGACGUGGGCGUCAUCACGUCGCCCUCCAGCGGCGCGAGGUUCACCGUCUCCGCAGUCCGCCAUGACGCCCUCAACGACGGUGUGGUCCUGCAUCUCGGCCGCUUCGCCGACGUUUCCACCACCACCGCCGCCGCCGCCACCACCAAACCGUUAUUCACUCCAGGCGACACGGUCACGCAGGCCAUCGACGUGGACAAACGCACGCUAUACUCCCGGCUGCAUACCGCGGGCCACGUGCUCGGCGCGGCGGUGCGGCACCUGCUCGAGCACGAGAUCCCGGGCUUCGACGAGCUCAAGGCGUCGCAUUUCCCCGACAGCGCGGCGUGCGAGUUCCAGGGCCUCAUCGAGGGGAAGUGGAAGGAGGGCAUCCAGAACAAGGUCACCGAGUAUGUCGAGCGGGCCAUGCCCGUGCAGAUCGAGUUCUGGGACGAGGACGAUUUCCGGCGCGAGGGCCUCGAGCGGUUGAUCCCUCGGGGUGGCGAUACGAAUGUCGAUGUGGCGCGUGGGGAGAAGUUUCGCGUCGUCAGGAUCGUGGGCGCCGAGGUCUAUCCCUGUGGGGGCACGCAUGUCGACACGACGGAUCUGUGUGGCAAGGUUGGCGUGAGGAAGAUCAGUCGCCAGAAGGGCACGAGCCGGGUGAGUUAUAACGUGAGUUAG
This is a messenger RNA of Cladophialophora carrionii CBS 160.54, 867 nucleotides long. RefSeq lists its product as uncharacterized. NCBI's taxonomy places the organism in Eukaryota, Fungi, Ascomycota, Eurotiomycetes, Chaetothyriales, Herpotrichiellaceae. The record is from RefSeq and is a predicted model, not a curated record. The transcript has a single exon. Gene Ontology annotation, biological process: regulation of translational fidelity; alanyl-tRNA aminoacylation. Gene Ontology annotation, molecular function: Ser-tRNA(Ala) deacylase activity; alanine-tRNA ligase activity; nucleic acid binding. The coding region runs from base 1 to 867 and encodes 288 amino acids.